AUGUCAUUAGAAGUGGAUGGUGCUUAUUACCAGCCUGGUUCUUGUCAUGGUGAAUUGGUAUACGAUCCUGAGGUAGAGAAGGCAGCGCGUAGGCGAAGGCAAGAGACCAAGAGGCAAAAAGAAGGGCACUUAUUUGCUGCAAACGAGUCAGCGGAAGACGAAGUAAGCAUGGCCAACAAACAAACAUUGAGGGAGCUGGCUGCCCCGGAGCUGACUCACCAGCCCUUAUGCAUCACAUUCCCCGCUUUGGCUGAGAAUACCGCUUUCGAACUGAAGUCGGGAUUAAUUCAACUCUUACCCUCUUUCCAUGGUCUUUCUGGCGAAGAACCCCACAAGCACGUAAAGGAGUUCGAGGUGGUCUGCUCUAGUAUGAAACCUCCUGGGGUCACUGAAGAGCAAAUUAGACUGAGAGCCUUCCCGUUCUCUCUAAAAGAUGCAGCUAAAGAUUGGCUGUACUACCUACCAGCAGGUAGUAUUACCACAUGGGCGCAGCUGAAAAAGAAAUUCUUGGAAAAAUUCUUCCCUGCAUCCCGGGCUGCGAGUUUGAGGAAGGAGAUCUGCGGCAUUAAACAAUACCCCGGUGAGUCCUUGUACGACUACUGGGAAAGGUUUAACAAGUUGUGCACUCGAUGCCCGCAGCAUCAAAUUAGUGAGCAACUGUUAAUCCAAUACUUCUACGAAGGGCUCCAAUCAACCGAUAGAAGUAUCAUCGACGCUGCAAGUGGGGGAGCACUGGCAAACAAGACACCAAGGGAAGCGUGGGAGCUCAUCGAAGCCAUGGCAGAGAACUCCCAGCAAUUUGGCUUCCGUGAGAGCAACCCUCCCCGUAGAGUCAACGAGGUAGAGAUUUCAUCCUUACAGCAGCAAAUGUCAGAAUUGACGUCAGUUGUUAGGCAAUUAGCUAUGAGAGACACGCCGCGAGCGAAGGUGUGUGGAAUAUGCACAAGCAUGGACCACCUCACUGACUCAUGCCCUAUGUUGCAAGAGGAUGGAGCUGAACAAGUGAACAUGGCUGGAGGCGUGCCCGCGCCUCAAAGACCGUACGACCCAUACUCCAACACGUACAACCCUGGUUGGAGAGAUCACCCCAAUUUCACCUAUGGUAGUAGGCCACAAAAUGCAUUCUCUAAUCGGCCUCCAGGUUUUCAGCAACCUUGGCAACAUAAGUCUCAACCCUCGUCCUCAAGCUCAGGGAGUUCUUUGGAAGAAAUUGUCAAGAGUUUGGCCACGACUACCACUCAACUCGUCACGACCACCACUCAGCUCCAGCAAGAGACCAGGUCAUUGACCACAAAUAUGGCUCAACUCCAGCAAGAAACUAGAGUCUUAACCAUGAGCACCACUCAGUUCCAGCAGGACACAAAAGCAGGCAUGAAGGAUAUGGAGGCUCGAAUAAGCCAAAUGGCAACUGCCAUCAAUCGCUUGGAGUCCCACGCUUAUGGAAAGUUACCCUCACAACCUGAAGUAAAUCCCAGGAAUGUACCCAAGUACGCAAAGUUCUUGAAAGACUUGUGCGUUAACAAAAGAAAGCUAAGGGGUGAUGAAAGAGUGAUGGUGGGAGAGAAUGUAUCAGCUGUACUUCAAAGGAAACUCCCACCCAAAUGCGGAGAUCCAGAAUUUUCUAAGUUUGCUUAUAGGGGUAAAUCCAAGGUUGCUGCGAACAAGUCCUAUAGGGUGAAAGCAAUUCAUGAGGUAAAAAUGGAGAGAAAAUUUAGGAAAAAAGUUGCACUCAAUGGCCAUGUGGAUCCUGGAGGAGGGCCACCAAUUACAAGGAAAAUUCAAUUACAUCCAGACUGA
Messenger RNA from Coffea eugenioides, 1797 nucleotides. RefSeq lists its product as uncharacterized. The transcript has 4 exons. Lineage: Eukaryota; Viridiplantae; Streptophyta; Magnoliopsida; Gentianales; Rubiaceae. The coding region runs from base 1 to 1797 and encodes 598 amino acids. The record is from RefSeq and is a predicted model, not a curated record.